Molecule: messenger RNA, 2319 nt
Organism: Durio zibethinus
Lineage: Eukaryota; Viridiplantae; Streptophyta; Magnoliopsida; Malvales; Malvaceae
Cellular component (GO): cytoplasm
Source: RefSeq, a predicted model, not a curated record
AGCCCAGGCCACCUUGAUAAACAAACACUUUGAGAAAAUAAAUGAAUCCUGUUUUGGGCCUCAAAAACGCAACCCAAAUAUCCAGUCCCUGUUGUUAGUCUUCCUCCCUGACUCUUUCCCCGACCGUGAACCAUGUCAACGUUCCAAGCUCCCAAGCCGAAUACAUUUAUAAUUCUCCGAAAUUCUGGAUCUGAUUUUCUACCAUCUUUUUAUCUAUCUCCUUGGAACAAAUAAACAAGUAGUCUCUUUAAAACUAGAAGUUAAACCUCUCCACCAAUCUAGAUCUUUAAAAUUCUCCUGCCAGGUUUCUGAUGAGUGUACUCCCUCUACCUCUCAGGUUUUCGUUCAACUCUUAUAGAAUUCAAAGACAACCAAAGCCCAUUUUAUUUAUCUGCCUUAAAAUUCAUUUCUGCUUUCCUAAGCUGCAAGCAACAUUGAUUGAUCAAGAUCUUUCCUGAAAGUAUUUUAUGCUCGACUUUCUGGAAUUGAAUCGAAAGUCAUGAUCUUUAUUCGUUGGUCUGUCCAAUUACCUAUCUGGGUAUGCUAAAUUUACAUAAAUCUCGAAGCCUUCCGGCUGGAUUUGCAUGAUCAUGAAUAAUUAUCCAUUUGGGUCAAAUAGUCCUAAGUCCUUCAAUGCAUACCCUAGGGGUGACUUUGAUAUAGAAUCAGGGACUAUCAAAAGAACAAGAAGAUCUAGAAAUUCACCAUUUUACCCUGGUAGAAUGAUUAAGUCCUUUGCUAACCGCCUUCAUUACUAUUACAAGCUACAUCCACUUCUUGUUUUCUUCAUUUCCUUGUCAUUUGGGGUCACAAUCCUCAUAGUUUUAUCUUUAUAUCAGCACCACUAUAGGAUGCUGAGUAAUUAUAGGAAACUUGAUGAUGGAUUCAACAAUAAUUAUCCAUUUGCCAAGCUUAAGAAUCUUGUAAUGGUUGCUGGCCAUUCUGUUUAUACAAGCAGUAGUUGUGGGAAAGUUGAUAAGGAGGAUUCUUGGUUUUUGGAGUCUUAUCAGAAGAAUCCAGGCCAGGCUGCUACUUUUUUGGGUCACAUAAAGGAAGGGAUAGAAAGUACGGCACGAGAUGAUGAGGCUUUGCUUCUGUUUAGUGGUGGAGAGACUCGGAAAGAUGCUGGUCCUCGAAGUGAGGCACAGAGUUAUUGGACAGUUGCUGAAUCCAAAGCAUGGUUUGGUAAGGAAGAAAGUGUGAAGUGGAGGGCAUUAACAGAGGAGCAUGCAAGAGAUAGCUUUGAGAAUCUUCUCUUUAGUGUUUGUCGGUUUCGAGAGCUUAGUGGGACAUACCCACACAACAUAACUGUUGUAAGUUAUGAUUUCAAGGAAGAGAGGUUUGCACACUUGCAUCGCACUGCAAUUGGGUUUCCUGAGUCUCGAUUCUUCUACAAAGGCACCCCAGCUUCAUCAACUUCGAAAGAAGCAGCUUUGAAAGGUGAGGCAUUGGUGAGGACUCAAUUUCAACAAGAUCCAUAUGGAUGUAUGGGAUCACUUAAGAGGAAAAAAGUAGGCCGUGAUCCUUUCCAUCGGUCUAUCCCAUAUCCCAAUGGAUGCCCCGAAAUUGAAGGUCUGUUUAGAUACUGUGGGACUUCUCCUUAUCAAGGUUCUCUCCCAUGGGCAUAGUACUUCUCUUGAUAUCCUAUACUUGCACCACCUAGACCUCCAAACGGACACUUGACAACAUAAUAUAAAUUCUUGUUAAAUAAAAUUUCAAUUACAAAAUUAAUAGAAAGGAGAAGAUGAAUUUUUGUCAUUUUGCUUGCUUAUGUUAUACUAUGAUGAGAUCACAUUGCUAAGCCUUUUCGUCCAAAUGGUUAGUUUUAUUUUGUUUUGUCAUCGGCCUAGGAUGUUAUUUUGCAUCAUCUCUCGAAAUCACAAACUUCUCUAGCAAAUCCAAGUAUUGGCAAAAUUAGUCCAGCAGAGGUUUUCAGAGCAUGAUCAUGAGAGAACAGAACCGUUGCACGCUAACCAACAUCAUGAUCAGACCAACGUUCCCAAGGUUCUUCCAUUUCUACAACUAAGAAGGGGAACGGUAAUCACACAAAAACCAACAAAUACAAACAGAUGAAACACUCAACUUAUUCAAAGACAAUGGCCACAAAAUGUUCUAAGUUUCACAGAGAACUGCAAGGCAGGCAUGAAAUACGAGCAGCAACUCAAAAAAAAAAAAAGAAAGGAAAAAAUCUAGGAUCACCUUGAUGGAUAUAAUCCACUUACCCGGGAAAUCCAACAGCAAGAUACCCUUCUUUCAAACUCCAAAAAGGAACGUUAUGAUGGUAAACCGAUCCCUUGGACCAUAUUUAUUACGUCAAAU